Messenger RNA from Corythoichthys intestinalis (scribbled pipefish), 2432 nucleotides. Its product is annotated as gastrula zinc finger protein XlCGF57.1-like. The coding region runs from base 276 to 1976 and encodes 566 amino acids. Gene Ontology annotation, biological process: urogenital system development; embryo development; regulation of transcription by RNA polymerase II. Gene Ontology annotation, molecular function: RNA polymerase II transcription regulatory region sequence-specific DNA binding; DNA-binding transcription factor activity, RNA polymerase II-specific. The transcript is spliced from 3 exons. NCBI's taxonomy places the organism in Eukaryota, Metazoa, Chordata, Actinopteri, Syngnathiformes, Syngnathidae. Gene Ontology annotation, cellular component: nucleus. The record is from RefSeq and is a predicted model, not a curated record.
CCCAUCAUGCAAUGCUGGUCGGAAAUGAAAAAGACUGCCCAAGAUGUAGCAGGUUUUUCAUUGUGCACAUAUUGUUUUUCCUAGAUUUCAGUCACUUGACUGAAUCGAAGUCGCGACGACGUCUCCUCCAUUAGCCACAUUACGGACUCAAACAUCAGUCUUCACGUCUGGGCACUCGUUGAAGUUUUUUCGCCUACUUUAGCCUAGCCUAGCUGGUCAACCGCUAACAAAACUGCAAGGCACGUCUUCAAGCGUUCAGAAAUCAAGUGGGGAAUAUGUUCGCGAUGACUACACUGGCUGCAGAAAAGUUCCAGGAGGAACUUUGUGGAGUAAAAGAGGAGCCCCCACGUCACCAAGACUCGACUAUGUGCAAAAUGAUGCACGCAAAGGUUGUUCUUCACAGACUCGAAGACCUAGAUGUCAGUCAAGCCCAUCGUCUUGAGCACCAGGAGUCUGCAUACGUCAAGGGGGAGGAGGAAGAAUCGCCAUGCACCAAGGAGGAGGAAGCGUCGCCAUACAUCAAGGAGGAAGAGUCCGUUCACAUUAAAGGUUUCAGGAAAUAUAUUGGUGCUGAGCCAGAAUCUCCUGGCGUUAAAAUGGAUGUUGAGCUCCUCCAAAUCAAAGAGGAGGAGGAGCCAGUGCCCUGUCUACAACAGAAGGAGAGAGAAAAGCAACUUCAAAUCAAAAAGGAGGAGGAGGAGGAGCUGCCAUAUGGUAAAGAGGAGGAAGGUAUCACCAGUUUGACUGGUGAGCCCUUGAAGAGUGAAGAUGGGCCGACAGAGACAGGCACAGGGGCGCAGCUUCCAAGGGGCAGCAGUACAACAGAAGGAUUGCAAGCGGACAUCUACAUUGCUCCAUCAGACAGAGAUGGCGCCACAUCACACUCACCUUACAAUGAUGAUGGUCAUAAGAAGUCUCACGGUGACGACAAACUCUGCAAAUGCUCUCAGUGUGGGAAAACCUUUGCGACGAAGCAAACUUGUCGUGCACAUAUGAGGAGGCACACUGGUGAAAAAUCUUUUGCCUGCUCAGUUUGUAAUCAAAGAUUCAGGCACAACAGCAACUUGAUAUACCACACAAGAACCCACACUGGUGAAAAACCUUUUUUUUGCUCACUUUGUGGUCAAAGAUUCGCUCAAAAGCAAAACUUACAAAGUCACGAACGAACCCACACUGGUGAAAAACCUUUUUCCUGCUCAGUUUGUGGUCAAAGAUUCACUCAAAAAAAUACCUUGAAAAUACACACAAGAAUCCACACUGGCGAAAAACCUUUUUCCUGCUCAGUUUGUGGAAAAAGUUUUGUUCAGGCGGGAGAUUUAACAAAACACACAAGAACCCACACUGGCGAAAAACCUUUUUCCUGCUCAGUUUGUGGAAAAGGUUUUGUUCAGGCAGGAGAUUUAACAAAACACACAAGAACCCACACCGGUGAAAAACCUUUUGCCUGCCCAGUUUGUGGUCAAAGAUUCAGUUGCAGUAGCACCUUGAAAAAACACACUAGAACCCACAGUGGCGAAAAACCUUUUUCUUGCUUGGUUUGUGAUCAAAGAUUUGUUGAGAAGCAACACUUAAAACAACACAUUAGAACCCACACUGGCGAAAAACCUUUUUCUUGCUCAGUUUGUGGUCAAAGAUUCAGUCAUAAGCAAAACUUACUAAGUCACGAACGAACCCACACUGGUGAAAAACCUUUUUCCUGCCCGGUUUGUGGUCAAAGAUUCACUCAAAAAAAUAACUUGAAAAUACACACUAGAAUCCACACUGGCGAAAAACCUUUUUCCUGCUCAGUUUGUGGUCAAAGAUUCACUCAAAAAAAUAGCUUGAAAAUACACACAAGAACCCACACUGGCGAAAAACCUUUUUCCUGCUCAGUUUGUGGAAAAGGUUUUAUUCAGGCGGGAGAUUUAACAAAACACACAAGAACCCACACUGGCAAAAAACCUUUUUCCGGUUCAAACAUUCACUCAAAAAAAUAGCUUGAAAAUACACACAAGGACCCACACUGGCGAAAAAGCUUUUUCCUGUUCGGUUUGUGAUCAAAGAUUCACUCAAAAAAUUGCUUGAAAAUACACACAAGAAUCCACACCGGAUAAAAACCUUUUUCCUGCUCAGUUUGUGAUCAGAGAUUCACUCUGAAGGAUCAAAUUAAGAGAAAUGUGUAUUGGUGUAAGAAGCAGUGGCCAAUUACUGUUUUUGCCUGUCAUCCAUGCCGGAUUCAUCAGAUUUUGCAUGCAGGACAAUUGUAUUCUGUAGAGCUUCCUCAAAUCCUGUUGAGCGUUGGCACUUUUGGUGCUUUGCAUGUGCUUUGACCGAUCCUUAAAUGAUGUGCAUCCACACUAUUGCCAAAAAUAUUGGCUCUCCUGAUGUAAGUCUCAAGUGCCAUUAUAUACAGUGCCUUGCAAAAGUAUUCGGCCCCCUUGAAUCUUGCAACC